AUGGAUGAUUGGAGAAUUCAACAACAAAGAAUCAAUAUGAAUGGUAUCGGUCCAAUUCAUAGUUAUCAUUCAAUGCAUUCAAGACCUUCGCCAUAUCAAGUCAAUCAAACAAAACAAACAUAUCCAUAUCAACCAACACCGGCAAUAUCAGUUAAAACUGAUUCGAAUUCUAAUGUUUAUACACCUAAUCAUAUGGAGCGGAUGCAUUCUCAACAACGUAUGAAUACUACGAAAUCUACUAUCGGUCCAAUAUCUACCUACAACGGUGGUCAUCAACAAAUAAUGUCAGCUCGAGCAGCACGUUCAAUGCCGUAUCCAUCUCAAUCGAUGUAUAGUCAUUCAUCUGGUUCAGUUUGUCAAUGUAAUUCACAUAUGCAUUGUCCAUCUCAGCAUCAAAUGUUUUAUCAAAAUUAUUAUCAAUUACAACCCUCCGCCUGUUAUCAUCAACCAAAUCCGAAUCCUAUGAAACACGAAACAAUGAAAAUUCAAACGAAGUCAAAACCCGACGAACCAUUUCAAUCGUCAACAUCUCAUUAUUCAUCGAAUUGUUCAAAUUCUUAUAUUCCAGUUCAACAACUACAAUCACAAUCAACAUCAAUGUCACAAGAAUAUCAAACAUUUUCAAAUCACUCACAAAUAUUUCCUAGUCCACCAAGUAAUCCAAGUACACCCUAUCAAGGAGAAUACAAUGGAAACACUACCACAGAUUUUGGCGUUCCAUAUCAUCAAAGUCAACCGAGUUCAGUCAAUUCGCUAACAGAUGCACUUUGUCCAAGUGGUGAUACUCUUGAUCGUCAAAUGACACCUGGACCGCCGAGUGUGGGUACGCCGCGUGUUGCAGCACAUCAAUAUUCGUUUCCACAAACACCAUUAACACCGACAACAUCAAGAUUAAUCAAUGAGCAAAAUAUUGAUGAACUUACCGCAUUUCUUCAAGAUCCCAUCAAUACAUUUUUAACAGAUGAUUUAACAUCGACCCUUUUUGACGAUAUUGAAACAUUAGCUGAUACCUAUUUAGGUGGCCGAGGAAAUUUUCAGCAAUCAAAUAUUGACAAUAAGUUAGAUUAUGAUAUUAUUCUGAAUUAUCUAUGCUCGGAUGAUCUUAUAAGUACGGUGUAUAAAAAUUAA
Rotaria socialis is the source of this 1128-nucleotide messenger RNA. The record is from the annotation of a GenBank genome assembly. Lineage: Eukaryota; Metazoa; Rotifera; Eurotatoria; Philodinida; Philodinidae.